Molecule: messenger RNA, 1326 nt
Organism: Arachis stenosperma
Lineage: Eukaryota; Viridiplantae; Streptophyta; Magnoliopsida; Fabales; Fabaceae
Product: accelerated cell death 11
Exons: 4
Coding region: 139-762 (207 amino acids)
Biological process (GO): ceramide transport; intermembrane lipid transfer
Cellular component (GO): cytoplasm; membrane; cytosol
Molecular function (GO): ceramide 1-phosphate transfer activity; ceramide 1-phosphate binding
Source: RefSeq, a predicted model, not a curated record
UUCUGUGCUAACUAAUUGGUGCGUCUAUUUGCCGCCAAGAAUCGCUCUUCCAUUCUCCACUCUUCUCUUCUUCUAAGACGCAAUACAACAAGCACAUAGCGUGCAACUCAACCCACCACCCUCCUCCUCCUUCUUUCCAUGGCGGCGGUCAACGGUGACGACAAACCGCUGCAGAAAAUCUCAGACGCAUUCAAGGUUUUGGCUUCCGUGGCCCAAGAUUCGAAGAGCGCGGAUAUGGAGCUCGCUCCCUUCUCACGUGCCUGCACUCACGUCUGCCCUCUCUUUGGUUGCUUGGGCAUCGCUUUCAUGUUCGCUGAGAAGGAUUUUGUCGCCAAGGUGCAAGAUCUAGCAGAGGCAUCGAAUUCCAUUAAGACAUUGCAAUCUAUGAUUGAUCAAGAUGUGCAGAACAAUUGUGUGAGGACGGCAGGUAGCCAUACAAGAAAUCUGCUAAGAGUGAAGCGCGGACUUGACAUGAUCAGAUUGCUGUUCGAGUAUAUGUUAGUUGCAGAGGGAAGCUCCCUUAGGGAUCCAGCUUCAAAGGCUUACGAGAAGGCAUUGGCACCUUAUCAUGGAUGGGCUAUCAGGAAGGCUGUUUCUGCUGGGUUGUAUACCCUUCCAACGAAGGAACAACUAUUGGUGAAAUUCAAUGAGGAUGAGGCGACAGCCAGAGUCCUAAUGCAAAAUUAUGUCACCGCAUGUACACCUGUACUCCAAUACGUUGACAAUCUCUUCAUUUCCAGAGAUUUGGGAACAGAUUGGUGAACGAUUCUUGAAUAAUUGUAUUCAGAUUAUACAAUGUAAUUCGCUAUCAGAAAGUUCAUAAGAUGAAUAAUGCAUUAACUAAAUUCAUUUGUUGUACAAUUUAUCUAUAUUACAAUAGUUGGUAGUGUGGAUUUGAUAGGUAUUGUCAUGUGAUUGGAUCAACCCUAAUCAAAAUGGAAAAUGUUGUGCGUAGAAGGAAUAACCUCUCAUGCGAAAUAUUUACUGUGGUAAUCAUUAUCUUGAUGAAAUAUGUGUUGCUAUUGGUGAUUUCUUGAGCUCAAACAUACCAGUUUCUCAAAGGAUUCUGAUAAGAAGAGGUUUCGAUUGGUUUAUAGGAGAAGUAAGGAUACAUAAGAUGAAUUUUCACUAAAUUCAUAAUUGUUGCUCGUUGGCUGCUGAUUAACUCCUUUAAGCUAGUUUAGCAAGUUUGGAGCAGUAGUUCUAGGCUUAAUUGCUGCCUAUAAAUACUAGGGGUGAGUUAGUUCUAGUUAGUUAGAAAAUUCUGUUUAGUUUGUUAGUUCGGGAGAGGAAAAUUCUAUCCAGAGUUGAUUAGAUCCAACAGCA